Pangasianodon hypophthalmus (striped catfish) is the source of this 2980-nucleotide messenger RNA. RefSeq names its product WD repeat domain 36 (gene wdr36). Gene Ontology annotation, biological process: rRNA processing. Gene Ontology annotation, cellular component: Pwp2p-containing subcomplex of 90S preribosome; small-subunit processome. NCBI's taxonomy places the organism in Eukaryota, Metazoa, Chordata, Actinopteri, Siluriformes, Pangasiidae. Gene Ontology annotation, molecular function: protein binding. The record is from RefSeq and is a predicted model, not a curated record. The transcript is spliced from 23 exons. The coding region runs from base 157 to 2838 and encodes 893 amino acids.
ACUGAAGCGCAACCCGGAACCUUUUGAGUGUAACUCCCCACAUCAACACCGCUCGUUUGGACAGUGGAGCUGUGGAGCGGUGUGAUAUUUUGGACAUGUUUUUUAAUUGAAUGUGUUGUAGAUAUUGAAAGUCAGGGUUAGACGUAGACAUACAGAAUGUCCGUGGUGGGGAAAAAGGGAAGCGCGAUAUUCUCUGGAUUUCGAGCACUCGGGCUUUACUCUAACCAUCUUCCACACGUGGUCCGUUUCCACAAGAAACACCGGGAGUUUUAUGUGGUGACAGCUGUUGGCCAGUGUUUCCACACCUACAAUGUGAAGAAACUUGGAAUUGUCGCUGUCAGUAAUGCCCUUCCUGAAGACAUCGCCUAUCUCGCUGCUGACCGAAUGCUCGUGUACGCUGCACAUGGCAAAGUCAUUUCAGCUUUUGCAAAGAACACUGAGGUUGUUCACACUUAUGAAGGCCACCAAGCUGAUGUCCACCUACUGCUUCCAUUUGGAGACCAUUUGAUAUCCGUGGACAAGGAAAAUGCCGUCAUUAUCUGGGAUGUGGAGUCAGAAGAUGUAUACUUGCAGAUUUCAUUUGACAAAUCCACUUUUGAAGUUCGAGCUGUUAUGCACCCGAGCACCUACCUGAAUAAAAUCCUGUUUGGAAGCAGUCAAGGGAGUCUUCAGUUAUGGAACGUCAAAUCAAACAAACUUUUGUUCACUUUUCCCGGUUGGGGAUCGGCUGUGACCGUUCUUCAGCAGACUCCAGCAGUGGAUGUGGUUGGUGUGGGCUUGGCUUCAGGACAGAUCAUCAUCCACAACAUCAAAUUUAACGAAACUCUGAUGAAGUUUCAGCAAGAUUGGGGUCCAAUCACCGCCUUGUCCUUUAGAACAGAUGGGCAUUCAGUGAUGGCUGCUGGGAGCCCUGUUGGACACAUAGGAUUAUGGGAUUUGGAAGAGAAGAAGCUGAUUGGUCAGAUGAGAGACGCACACACCACGGCGAUAGCUGGCCUCAGCUUCCUGCACGGUGAACCCCUGCUCCUCACUAACGGAGCUGAUAACGCCAUCCGGGUUUGGAUUUUUGACGUAGCAGGAGGCGAAGGACGUCUGCUGAGAUUUCGGAUGGGUCACAGUGCCCCGCCCACCAAGAUCAAACACUACGACCAGAGCGGACAACACAUCCUCAGUGCCAGCCAAGAUGGCUCAUUGCAGUCUUUUUCUACCGUUCAUGAAAGGUUCAACAAGAGUCUGGGGCAUGGGUCUUUUACCAAAAAGAAAGCCAAAAAGAAGGGGGUGAUGUACAACACGGCGAAACUUCCACCCAUCACCACUUUUGCAUCAGAAACAGCACGUCAGGGUGACUGGGACGGCAUCGUGGCUUGCCACCAGGGUUUUGUCCUGACCACAACUUGGAAUUAUCGGAAAGGCUCUAUGGGGGCUCACAGGCUGGAACCGGAGCAUUUCAACAAGAACCGCGCUCUCAACAUUCAUGCCACGGCUGUAGAUGUCACUUCCUGUGGGAACUUUGCUGUGAUUGCGCUGUCUUCAGGACACAUAGACGUCUAUAACAUGCAGUCGGGGCUCCACAGAGGACAGUAUGGACAAGACCGAGCGCAUUCGGGGCCAGUUAGAGGUGUCUCAGUCGAUGCGCUGAACCAGCUGAUGGUCAGCGCCGGAGCCGAUUGUCUGCUGAAGGUGUGGAAGUUCAAAUCGAAAGAACUGUUAAACACACACACACUGCAAGCAGCGCCUGCUUCCACACUCUUACACAGAGACAGUGGGAUGCUUGCCAUUGCUCUUGAUGACUUCACGAUCAGUAUCUUCGACAUGGAGAUGAAGCGGAUUGUACGUCACUUCUCUGGCCAGCGUGGGCAGGUUAAUGAUGUGACUUUCAGCCCGGAUGGACGAUGGUUGAUAACAGCCUCCAUGGACUGUACCAUCAGGACGUGGGACCUUCCAUCUGGCAGUUUGGUCGACUGUUUCCUGGUAGACACGGCAGCCGUGAGCGUCAGCUUCUCUCCUACGGGGAACGUCCUCGCCUCUGCCCAUGUGGACAGUCUGGGUAUUUACCUGUGGUCCAACACCACACUGUGUAGUUUGGUGUCAUUGCGCCCUCUACCUGCAGACUAUGAACCUACAGUGGUCAUGUUGCCUGGCACCUGCCCAAGCAAAGAUGACGAAGAGGAGGUCUUGGAACCAGAGAGCUCGGAAAUGGACGAGUACGUGUCUCCUGCACAGCUGGAUGAACAGCUUGUCACUCUCUCUUUGCUGCCGGAUUCACGCUGGAAGAAUCUUCUCAAUCUGGACAUUAUUAAGAAAAGAAACAAGCCAAAAGAACCCCCUAAAGUGCCCAAAGCAGCCCCCUUUUUCAUCCCCACUGUUCCUGGACUCGUACCUCAGUUCGCACUUCCUGAUACGUCAUCGGAAGAACAGUCCAAGGUGUUCAACAUUGGAGUUCUGGCCCAAAAGUCUAAUUUCUACCUCCAGCUUGAAGAAGCACUAGACAGCAAUCUCUAUGAGGCAGCGGUGAGGUACCUGAAGGAGUUGGGCCCUUCUGCUAUUGACACAGAGCUGCGAGGCUUGGCACCGGAUAUGGGUGGACAUGUUAGUGUCAUGCAGAGCUUCCUCAGGAUGAUCAGCAGCAUGCUAAGGCUGAAGCAAGACUUCGACCUGGCGCAGGCCUAUCUAGCCCUCUUCCUUAAGCUUCACCUGCGGUUAAUUGCAGAGCAGCCUGUCCUCAUGCAGGAGACGGAGAAAGUGCUCGACCUGUUAGAAGGGACAUGGACCACCAUACAGACGCUUCUCAACAAGAACAUGUGUCUCCUGUCCUACAUCAAGAGUGCGCUGCUGUAGAGACCUGCUUCCUCCACUGCCUUCGAAUAGAUUGUUUUUUGUUUUGUUUUGUUUUUUUUAAAGUGCUAAUAAUAAUAUUACUUGCAAUUGUUGUUGUAUUACACUUGCCUUGUAUGACUACAACUGCUGAAAUACAUUGUAU